Molecule: messenger RNA, 1107 nt
Organism: Striga asiatica
Lineage: Eukaryota; Viridiplantae; Streptophyta; Magnoliopsida; Lamiales; Orobanchaceae
Source: the annotation of a GenBank genome assembly
AUGGCAGUCGCCACAUCCUCUAGACUGCUCUUCAUCAGCACGAUGUCAGCAGCCUCGAUUGCCACGUCAGUGCCGGCACCGAUCGCCAUGCCGACAUCAGCGGCCACCAGUGCCGGCGAGUCACCAGUUAUCACCCGUGACCAUCACACUCGAGACGCCCAUCGAAUGCAGAUAAGAUACGACGAGAGAGGCUUCGGGCUUCACAGGGUCAGUCACAGCAAAAGCCCCAGCAGGUCUUCUUUGGAUGGCCACAAGGGCACACGUACGAGCCAGACGCUCGUUUUCGGAAAUGAUUUCUCUAUCUCCGAUUUUGCCACUCACCCCAGUGCCAGGGUGGACCUUGAAGUCAGUCACUUCGGUGAAUUGGUCGUGGUGGGACCCGUGCUUCUGAAAAUUAGGAAAAAACUCACCUCAGCAGCAAUAGUCAUGUCACAAAAAUCUUCCAUUGGCACAUCGGAGAAGAGCACGGAACUAACAACAGCUGGUUUUCCAGAUGUCAGUGUUCCGGUUUUAUCAAAGACUACUGUCUUAACCUGCAUGCGCCCAAAGCAUAAAUUCAUUAUCACGUCACCCAAACAACCAAAAAACAAAAGAAAUAGAGAGCUUACCUUAUGUGCUUUCUCAAGGGCAGUUCCACCUUUAAUCAGCACACCUAGAGAAGCACCCUUCCCAGUGGCAACCAUUACUGCAGUUGGAGUUGCUAACCCCAGGGCACAAGGGCAGGCUACCACCAAUACAGAAAUACCAAACUGUAAGGCAAACUCAAAUGCAUCCAUUGCCGUGGGUAUCCAGGCUCUAGGGUACAACCCAGCUACUCCAGGAAUAAACCACCCCAGCCAUAAUAGGAAGAGAAAUAACUGUUUUGCGGUUUCAGAAAUGACAUUUCCUUCAGCAUCUAGAGUUAAAAGACAGGCUGUAUCAGGUGCUAGUUCUGAUAACUUUGCUAAUGCAUCUGAUGUCUUCCCUUUCGCCAAAACCUCCAGGUGUGCAAAGGAUCCAUCUCAAAAGCAUCCCAAGAUCAAGCAUGUUUAUAACCUUGUAUUCCAGCCAAUUCCCAUAAGGUGGGAGCAUCGGAAGCACCAUAGAGAAAACAAAUAUAGGAACUGA